Molecule: messenger RNA, 2783 nt
Organism: Drosophila navojoa
Lineage: Eukaryota; Metazoa; Arthropoda; Insecta; Diptera; Drosophilidae
Product: endoplasmic reticulum metallopeptidase 1
Biological process (GO): proteolysis
Molecular function (GO): metalloexopeptidase activity
Source: RefSeq, a predicted model, not a curated record
AAAGUGAAGAGGCCCACAUAGGAAGCCUUGGAACUCACAACGAAUAUAAAUUUUAUUAUUAGUAAAGCCGUUUAGAAUAAGUUUUAUUUUUUGUUUAAAUACGGUGUAAGAAUUUGUCGUUGCCAUUGGAACUGAUGGAUAUUUCAGAAAGCAUGGAUACUGCCACCAUUGACCUGGCUGAGAAGAGUCAUGUGAAGAACAAGCUGCCCUGGUACCAUGCGUCCAGCUUCCUGCUGCUCUGGCCCGCUCUCUUCUUUGCUGUGGCCUAUCCGCUCUACAAUGCGAUGCCCAAGCCGGUUAACAUUGAUGAGGAGCUUUAUAAGCCGGGCCAGUUUGUGUCGGAGCGUGCUCAGCAUCUGCUGCUGGAACUGGACCGUCUGGGACCCAAAAUUAUCGGCGAUGAGAUGAACGAGAAGACAAUGAUUGAGUUUCUGCUGAGGGAAAUGGACAGUGUUCAUCGGGAAAUGCGACACGAUCUCUACACUCUGGAGGUGGAUGUGCAGCGGGCAUCGGGCGCCUAUCUGGCCGUCGACUCGAUCAAUAUGUAUCAGGCAGUGCAAAAUGUGAUCGUCAAACUGACGCCUAGGCAGUCAAACAGUUCGGCCUAUCUGCUCGUCAACAGCCACUACGAUACCAAGGUGGGCAGCGUGGGUGCGGGAGAUGCCGGCUCCAUGGUCGUCACCAUGCUGGAGGUGCUGCGCCAACUGGCCACAUCCAACGACUCGUUCGAGCAUCCGGUUAUCUUCCUCUUCAAUGGCGCCGAGGAGAGUGAGCUGCACGGCUCGCACGCAUUCAUCACACAGCACAAAUGGUCCCCCAGCUGCAAGGCACUGAUCAAUGUGGAUUCGCUUGGAGCUGGCGGUCGUGAGUUGCUCUUCCGUGCCGGUCCGUUUCAUCCGUGGCUAAUACGCCACUACAAAGCCGCCGCCAAGCAUCCAUUUGGAACAACAUUGGCUGAGGAAAUAUUCGAGUCGCGCAUUGCGAAUUCCAAAUCGGACUUUGGAAUCUUUCGCGAUUACGGUCCUCUGCCGGGUCUGGAUAUGGUAGUCCAAUACAAUGGAUUCGUUUAUCACACCAAAUACGAUCGAUUCGAUGUCAUAUCACGAGAUUCGCUGCAAAGCACCGGCGACAAUCUCCUUGCCCUGGUCAGAAGUAUUAGCAAUGCCAAGGAGAUGCGCGAUAUCAAGGCACACGCAAAGGGGCGCUCGGUCUACUUUGAUUUCUUGGGACUAUUUUUCGUUUCCUAUCUGGAGUCCACAGCCAUUUUCCUGAACAUCGGCUUUGGCGGGGGUGGCAUUAUCAUAGUGUAUUUCUCUCUAUGGUACAUGUCAAACAAAUUAAAUAUUGACGUUGGCACCGUGGUCCAGGAGUUUGCUAUUAUGUUUCUCAUGGAGUUGGUGUCGUUUGGCCUGGCUCUGGGCCUGCCCAUGCUCAUCGCCACGUUCUACGAUGCCGGCAAACGGACGAUGACCUAUUUCACGAACAGCUGGCUGGUCAUUGGAAUCUACAUUGUUCCGUCGAUCAUUGGUCUUGUGCUUCCAGUGACGAUCUACUUGAUUAUCGGUCGUAAUAAGCGGAUUCCAUCCAACUAUCGCCUGCAGAUCGCCGGCCACGCCCAUUGCAUUUUCUUUGCCCUGCUGUGCAUUGUGUUGACCAUUUUGAGCGUGCGCAGCGCCUACCUCUUCAUGAUCUCCCUGCUCUUCUAUGUGGGCGCACUGUGCAUCAAUAUGAUCUCCAAGCUGCAUGAGCGCGGCUACUUCUGGUCGCUCGUGCUAGGCGCCUGCCAGGCCAUACCUUUCCUGUACUUCAGCUACUUGUUCUACGCCUGUCUGGUCAUCUACAUUCCAUUGACGGGCCGCACCGGCACCACUGCGAAUCCGGAUCUGCAGAUUGCCAUACUCUGUGCUGCGGGCACUAUUCUGGCCCUGGGCUUCUUGGCUCCACUCAUAAAUGUUUUUCGUUAUCCUGUAAUAAUCAUUGGCAUUAUGACAGCCACGACCUUUUUAUUUGUCCUGGUAUCCGUUUCAGAGUUGGGCUUCCCCUAUCGCCCCCGAACGAAUGUGAUGCGUCUGAAUUUCUUGCAAGUGAAUCGCAAAUUGUACGAUUACAAUGGCUCCAUCAGCCAUCAGGAUGCCGGCUACUACUUCGGCCUGCACGACCAUCGUAAGGAGCAGCCGCUGCGCGACAAACUGGACCUCACCGGCAUGGUGGGCAUCGCAGACACUUGCGACUGUCAAAUGCGGUGCGGCCUGCCCUGCGGCACUCAGCGCUGGCUGCCACGCACGCAGCCCGUCCAAAUGCCCGGAGACACCACUCUCGAGCUGCUCAACAAGACGGUCGUCAACAGCGGCUACUCGAUUCGCUACAGUUUCCAGCUGACUGGGCCCUCUCGCAUGACCAUCUACCUGAUGCCCCUGGAGGGGGUCAAGAUGGUGGACUGGUCGUUCUUGCGGGGAAUGCUCGACAGCCCGGCCAAGUACAAGCCGCCGUAUCAGAUCUCCUUCACCUGGGGCGCCGACAGCUCACCCAUCAAGUUCUACGUAGAGUUGACGAAGACCAAUGGCAAGUUCAAUGAACCCGUUUUCGAAAUUGGCAUCGCCGGCCAUUAUCUGAGCCAUGUUCACAAGCGAGAUGCGCUAAGCGCACUGUUUAUAAAAGAGUUUCCAGAUUUUGUAAACGCCGUGGAAUGGCCAACUUCUUACGAUCGUUAUAUCUAUUAAAGUUACUGUUUUUAUAAUUUUGGACUAAUAGCAAAAUAUAUGUAAACGUCAAGUGAAUGCAAU